AUGUAAUGUAAACGAAUCAAAUUUAUUGAGUGUUUUAUUUUACCGUUUUACCAAUCAUGGAAUAGACCGGUCACAUGGACGGGUCAUGUGACGAUGAUGAAGUUGCUUUUGUUUUGACACACAUCUUUCAUAACUGACUUCUGGAUUCACCGAUUCAGCAUUUACAGACCAAAAAGAUGGACAAGACAGUCUUGAUUUCCAUGUUCGUGACAUUCGUCACUUCUAAUGAAGUGCUGAGAUACGAACCUCAGAACUCUAUUCCAGUUAUGCAGAAACCGGCGUUCUGUAACAACCUUGACUGUCCAGAAUUCACUGUUGUCAAGUCAACCAAGGAGUACGAGGUAAGAGACUACGUCGACACAGACUGGGUGUCCACCAAUCAGCUUAACAUGGAGUACAGGAAGGCCUCGACCACAAACUUCAUGAAACUUUUCCGAUACAUCAGUGGGCAGAAUGACAAAAAACAGAAGGUUGCUAUGACAUGCCCAGUGGUGACGAGAAUCAUCCCAGGACAGGGGCCAGCGUGUGAAUCCAAUUUCACCAUGUCAUUCUUUGUGUCCCCUGAUCAAAAACCAGCCCCGAAACCAACCAAUCCAGAGGUGUUCUUGCAUUCCGUCCCUAAGUUCAGAGCUUAUGUGAGGCAGUUUAGUGGCUGGGCCAUGGACUACCCUGUGUGGAGGGACGAGGCUGUGAAGCUGGGGGAAGCCUUGACCAAGGAUGGACUGGAGUUUGUCACGGAAACCUGGUGGACUGCCGGCUAUGACUCGCCCUUUAAAGUGCUCAACAGGCACAAUGAGGUCUGGUUCUUGGCCAAAUAGACUGUUGAAGUGUUUACGGAGGCUAUGACUCGCCCUUUAAAGUGCUCAACAGGCACAAUGAGGUCUGGUUCUUGGCCAAAUAGACUGUUGAAGUGUUUACGGACACAACUGAAUAUUUCUUAAGAUUUUAUUCUUGCAGUAUGUCAGGGAUCUUUUUCAUCGUUAUUUUGCUGUUUUGAAUGGACAGUUUCAUAAAAUUUUUCAUUUUUUUUUCAUUUUGCUGAACUGAUCAAAGUUUGUUGAAUCUUUCUAAGAUGUAUGGCUUAUUUUUUAUCAACAUGUGAUAAAAAUCUCAUCCCUGACUUUUGUAAAUAUUCUUCAAUUAAAAUGUUUGUACUGAAUUUUCGCUUCCUGUGAAUGCUCUGUACCAGGUGCAGCAUAGUGUAAUGGGUUUUUACUUUUCAUAUGCAAUUUUAUUGAUAUGUGAUCUAAGUUUAGCACAUCAAAUGUGACAGUUUUAGUUUAUCCAGGUAAUGUUGUAUUUAAGAUUGUACUAAUCUUUGCUAAGAAUGAUUAGAAACUGACCAUUAAAUGUUCUUGUCAUUUUAUGCCAUGGUAAUAUGCAAUUUUGAUAGUGCAUGCAUUUGAAUUCCAAUGAAUCUGUAUUUGACUUCAAAUCAAUCUGUAUUUGAAUUCCAAUGAAUCUGUGUUUGAAUUCCAAUGAAUCUGUAUUUAAAUUCCAACGAAUCUCAUAGUUAUUUGUAUCUUGUGUUAAUUCUAUUGCAUUUGAUCAUUUAUGAAACAUUUGUGUAAUAAAUUUGUUUGAAAUA
Molecule: messenger RNA, 1588 nt
Organism: Dreissena polymorpha
Lineage: Eukaryota; Metazoa; Mollusca; Bivalvia; Myida; Dreissenidae
Product: heme-binding protein 2-like
Exons: 5
Coding region: 177-818 (213 amino acids)
Source: RefSeq, a predicted model, not a curated record